Messenger RNA from Salvia splendens (bonfire salvia), 657 nucleotides. RefSeq lists its product as uncharacterized. Bases 1 to 657 code for a protein of 218 amino acids. Lineage: Eukaryota; Viridiplantae; Streptophyta; Magnoliopsida; Lamiales; Lamiaceae. The transcript is spliced from 4 exons. The record is from RefSeq and is a predicted model, not a curated record.
AUGGACCCACUUCCCUCCGUCGACUAUGCGUACAACCUGAUUCAGCAGGAGGAGACACGACUUCGAGUGUUACAACAGGCAAACACCGGCGGAGCAGCUGCCAUGGAUGGAAUUGGAACUGGCCUCGCCAUCCGAGGGUGGCAGAACCCUACCGGCGGCUCUCAGGGUGGCGGUCGCGGCAGCAACGGUGGUGGUCGCGGCAGCAACAGUGGUGGUCGCGGCAGUGAUUGGUGGGAAGAGAAGCACGGCAAGCCGCCGCAACCGCAAACACCAUGGAACCGUGGCGGGCACGCCGCCGCAGCAGUUGGAGGCGACGGAGGCAACGCCGUGCAGGGGGUCGCGCAAACCGCCGGUGCUGUCCAGCCAGGAGGAAGGACCAGAAAUGAAGCUGCUCAGCCGGCGAAUACAACCGGGGCAGCAAACUUCGUUGCCAGCGGAAGUGGGAGUGUAAUUCAUGAUUGGAGUGAAGAAUUGAUGAGGGGAGAGGCGGCGCCCGAUUCAGAUAAUUGUUUGGCUAACACUGUAAGUGCAGAAAAAAAUUCAAUUGAGGCCGAAGAAAGGGAAAUUGAGGAAGUCGAGGUCGAAGGAGUUGACCCUGACACUGGGAGGUACAUACUUCCACCAAGGUCAAACAGAGGAGUUCCACCCAAAAGAUAG